AGAGGCGCCAUUUUGGGAAGGAGAUCAGCAAAGCGGCAAAAAUUAAAAACAAAAAGAAGAAAAAUAAUAAUUUAAAAGAAAUAUUUGAUUGCACGAGGUUAAAUCAACCACAGAAUAAAAUCUGUAGGUGGUGGAGCUUUCUAAUGAGCCAGGUGAACCCAGACGUGACCCUGACCUGCGUCUUGAACAGACGGCGACAGUAGGAGUUGUUUCAUUGAGAACCAAUGGCGGAACCAGCAUUUCUACAUUAGCACGCCAACUUAGCAAUUUGUGCGUAUCCAAGAAUGCGCUGAGCGCGUGGGAAUCUUCCGAAUAACAGGCUUCCUUUGAGCAUCGUGGGUUGCGUCUGCGAUACUGAAGAAAACUAGAAACUGGAUGCGCAGUAUAACUCAGCACAAACUCGAUCUGGGAGCUGUGGCCAAGUGUUCUGUUUGGAUAUGUGUGAUUUGUUGAGAUUUUGCAUUAUGCUCUGAUUACUAUUUAGGUAACUUUAAUUUAUUCCACUUGGCAGACGUUUCCACUGGCACCCCUAGUUCUUUGGGGAGGUGAAACAUGUGCACUUGCAGAUGAAGGAGAACUGGUAUAACUUCCUGCACCUUCGUUGUGAUAAUGUAAUAAUUUUGUUCCCGUUAUGAGCAUGUAGGUUGGAAGACAAUGGCAUCUAGGUAGUCACCCUCUCUCAUUCACCAACUUAUGCAGUCCACAUUCACAUGUGAACCCCAGCGUCCUCAGCCUCCUUAAAAACAAUUGAUGCUGAUGCUGGCCCGAGGCAUCAUAGGGGAAAUCUAUCCUAUGUCACGUUUAUAACAAAAAGAAGGAAACGUCAUCUCAGAAGUCCAGAACAAAAAUCCACACUUUGGGACUUGGAAUAAUUUGAAGAGGAUGUGAAGUUGAUCCAGGAUUGCUUAACCAACAUUUUCACAAGGACCCGUUCUGCAAGAUAAUUCUUGACACUGAACACGCGGGAUUAUCAUUUCUGUUUCAUAGUAAAAGACAAGGAACAAGUCGGAGGCGGGCUUUACAGAAUCAAGACGUCUUCUGUGCAGUCCUCCCUUACUGGGACUGGAGAUGAGGUGUUAAUGCCUUGCUCACCUCUCUCGAGACAUAGACCUAAAUGGCGCAGCAUGAUUUUGCUCCAGCCUGGCUCAAUUUUCCCACACCACCGUCAUCAGCUAAGCCCUCUCUGAGCUGUGAAAAGCCGCCCGAGGCCCCCGUUCAUCUGGAUAACCGCCGUGAUGUGAGUCGCAGACGCCACAACUCCUCCGACAGCUUCGAGUCUGUCAACGGACGCGCUGGAGGAGGAUACCUGAGGAAGGAGAAGAAUGGCUGGAGGGGCAGGAACGGGAGCGAGAGCGGGAGCGGGAGCGCCCGGGCGGCCUUCCACAGCGGCGGAGGCAGCAGCUCCCGCUCCAGGCCCGGCGGCCAGCCGGGGGGGAAGAGCAAAGUCCUGCACGAGAACAACGUCGGCCACAACGGCAGCGGCAAGAGGGACGAGGCGGACCGACGCAAGCAGUUUGAGGCUGAAGACUUUCCCUCUCUGAAUCCGGAUGCUGAAAGGGAGCUUAACCAGAACAAAGCUGUUGCGGUGGGAGUAUGGGAGCAUCCACCAAAUCCCAAAUCCAGAACUUCAAAAAUGAUGGUGAUCAAACGCAUCCCGAGGGAGGAGCAGUCCACAGCGCUCCCUUCGUCUGCCCUCGCACAGCCGGUCCCCCCGAAGAAUGGCACCGGCCCCUCCUUCUACAAGGGCCUGGUCCCCAAGCCGGCUGCUGUCCCUGUCAAGGGGAGCCGCUCGUGCUCCUCGUCCCCUGUGGACAAAGUGAGCCAGCCCCGGCUGAUGAUGAGGCUGACGCGGGUGCGCACCGACCGCAAGAGCCAGUUCCUCAAGGCUCUGAAGCAGGACAAGGUGGACGAGGAGGACCUCGAUGAUCACUGCAAGGAUGACGAAGCCUUCCAUGUGCAGAACAGCAACCUGGGCCAUGGGGACGAGAACCGGAAUAGCUUUGAGCACUCUGCCCCACGAGAGAACGGCAACGCAGCACUUGUGGCCCGUCAACAGAUCCUCCGCUCCUCCACCUUCCCACAGCCAGAGGUGCUGUCUAGUUCCUUGGAGGCGGAGCAUAGGCUGCUGAAGGAGAUGGGCUGGCAGGAGGAGAGUGAGAACGACGAGACCUGCGCCCCCCUCACGGAGGACGAGAUGAGGGAGUUCCAGGCCAUCAGUGAACAGCUUCAGAAAAAUGGCCUGAGGAAGAAUGGCUUACUGAAGAACGGCCUUCCCAGCGACUUCCUGGGCGCCUGGAGAAACAGCACUUUCAAAUCGGCUGCUGAGACCGAGGAGACAGAGACCAGCAGCAGUGACACCUCGGACGACGAGGCCUAAACUAGUGCUUCCGAAUGUCCCUUUCCCCCGACCCCCACACCCUUCUGUGACCUUUCAACCGAUGAAAAAAUGGACUCCUGUAUGUUUUGAGUCGGCAUCAUGGAGACCCAGGGUGUUGACAGCCUGGAAAAGAACAUUGCUUAAUUUGCUUUGUAAAACGGCCCCUGUAGUUGGAAAAAAAAGAUAAAAAAAUGACAAGUUUUGGUGGAAUUUUAGUGACCUUGUCUCAUCACUGACAGCAUUAAGAACCAAUAUACUGCAAUGUGAAAAAGAGGUCUGUUCUGGAAGGAGUGAAUAAAGUGAUUGCAAUUUACAUGGUGUAUUAUUCUGUUGAGGUCUGUGCUUGAAAUCGGUACCUUGAACGAGACAAACACCUAGACACUUAUUUUUGCUUGCAGAGUCAUUACCAUACAGCAAAAUUCUUCCAGUUCACCGUUUGUCCUCCAAUGGAACAUGUACGUAGCAUGCCAGUACACUGGGUAAAAGUGCACUUGGUUCUGCAGUUUCUAUGUGAUCUACAGUAGCUCUUGCAUUGACUCCUCUGCACAAAUGCUCUUUAGCCGUUGCUACGCGUUGUUUGUUUGUAUGGUUUCCUUCAUGGUUUUGUUUCCUUAGACCAAAAAAAACUAUAUAUAUCCAUAAUCAACUACUUCUGCUGAUAUAUUCAGAUUGCACUAAAAUAAAGGAAUAAAAAAAAAAAACAUUGCAAAAGAACAUUGUACCAAGGUAAUGAGGUAAUAUUUUGAUGACGGGUUAGAUUUAUGACUUACAAAAACAACUAUAUGAUCACUUU
Molecule: messenger RNA, 3170 nt
Organism: Megalops cyprinoides (Indo-Pacific tarpon)
Lineage: Eukaryota; Metazoa; Chordata; Actinopteri; Elopiformes; Megalopidae
Product: vasculin-like
Exons: 11
Coding region: 1115-2377 (420 amino acids)
Biological process (GO): positive regulation of DNA-templated transcription; DNA-templated transcription
Cellular component (GO): nucleus
Molecular function (GO): DNA binding; RNA binding
Source: RefSeq, a predicted model, not a curated record